This is a messenger RNA of Gadus chalcogrammus (walleye pollock), 2865 nucleotides long. RefSeq lists its product as uncharacterized. The transcript has 2 exons. The coding region runs from base 871 to 2475 and encodes 534 amino acids. The record is from RefSeq and is a predicted model, not a curated record. NCBI's taxonomy places the organism in Eukaryota, Metazoa, Chordata, Actinopteri, Gadiformes, Gadidae.
UCUUGCACACCAUUGAGCGCUGCUGAAAAGCAGAGGCUCUACCGUGCCAGGCGUGAUGCUGAUGAACAGAGGAGACAGCAGUACUUAGAAAAAGAGAAAGAGAAGUGGAGGAAAGAUGUAGAAACAGGGAAGAAGAAAAAGCAAAAAGACCGCAGUGUGAGAGCACAGCGUGCCCAGCGAAAAAGGUGGAAAGAGGCUCAUAAGAGGAGUAAUGCCAGGAAAAAGGUACUUGAAGGAUUAAACACCCCUCCAGUAAGCCCUGAUCCUCCAGCCAGGCCAGAAAUUCGAGUCAGGCCAGAAUCUCCAGUCAGCUCUCAACCUGGGACUUCAAGGCAACGUGAUCUUGGGAGAAGAAGAAGGAGGGCUGCCAAAGCAAAAUUAAACAGGGAGUUGGAGAAACUACAGGAUCAGUUAAGUAAAGUUGAAAAACGAGCAGAAAAAUACAGAAAGCGGCUCCAACGAUCCAAAAAGGACCAUCCAUCUCCAAGAUCCAAAGUCAACAAGUUGCUUCGGGAAAUCUCGGGCACAUCCCUAAGGAGAACCCUGUUAUUCCAUACAGCAGUAGCUGAGGAAGUACGUACCAAGUACGCACAUUCAAAGAGAGAGAGUGACAGACAAGUCAUUGCAGGAAUAGUCACCAGCAAAAUCCUGAAGAAGUACAGGCUGCAGAGAUUGGCAGAAGAGGUUUUUGGAUUUUCAAGGAGGAGGUGGACAAAACUGUCAAAUGAAAAUGUUUGCAGGUACCAGAGGAAGAAGCACGAGGGGAUUGCUGCCACGCUGAGAUCAACGGUGAGAACGUUCUUUUCACGUGAUGAUGUCAGCAGGAUCACAACUGGAAAAAAGCAAACGGUGACAAAAGAAAAGAAGAAAAUGCAGAAAAGAUUACUGGUGGAUUCAAUGAAGAACCUCCAUUUGAAGUUCCUGGCUGAGCAGACCAACCUCCGUCUAUCAUACUCACUGUUCUGCACACUUCGCCCCUACUGGGUUGUGCAUCCAACAUUGGCAGAUCGUGAAACAUGCAUGUGCAAACAACAUGAAAAUCUAGGCUUUAUUGCCAAAAAGCUUCACCAGAUGCACAUCAUCGACACAUCCAAUUUGGAGAGCCUGACACAAGCCAUCACAUGUGACACCACGAGCAAGCAAUGUAUGUAUGGGGAAUGUGAGAAAUGCAGCAAUAAUACCUAUGCACUCACAAGCCACUACAGAGCCACCGAUCGUGUCUCCUACCUUCAGUGGGCCACUGUGGACAAAGAGCACAAAAAUGAUCCUGGAGCAGCCUCAAAGAUCACUUUGAAAAAAGAAUUUGAAUGCUCCCAAGAAGAGCUGGUGGAAACGUUUGCCAUUUUGCUCCAGAAGUUCAGGCGCCAUCUCUACAACAUCAGGCAGCAAUAUGCUUUCUCACGGGCCCUGAAGCUGAACCUCCCUGCAAAUGAAUGUGCAGUCCAUAUUGACUUCUCAGAGAACUACGGCUGCAAGUACAGCGCUGAAGUACAAGCUGUCCAUUUUGGUGCAUCACACCAACAGGCCACUUUGCACACUGGGGUUUACUAUGUGGGGGGGGCAUCUGCCCCUACCUCCUUUUGCACUGUAUCGGCAUCCAGACUGAAGGGACCACCUGCCAUAUGGCAACACCUGGAGCCCAUCCUGAGGGAAAUCCGAGAGGGAUUCCCGGAUGUGACAACCAUCCAUUUUUUUAGCGAUGGCCCCUGCACACAGUACAAGCAGCGUGGUAAUUUUUACCUCUUUUGUACUGAAAUUUUCAAGAAGGGGUUUACAAGAGGAACCUGGAACUACUUCGAAGCCAGCCAUGGCAAAGGUGCCCCAGAUGGUGUGGGUGGCACAUUGAAGAGGAGGGCCGACAGGCUUGUCAGCCAAGGAGUUGAUAUUCCUACUGCAUUGUCCAUGUACCAAGCUCUGAGUGAGGGACAAUCGAAGGUGAAAUUGUUUUACAUUCAGGAGCAAGCCGUGGAGGAUGCAGUGAAAGAAAUGCCAGCUGACCUGCCAGCUGUACCAUCCACAAUGAGGCUCCACCAGGUGGUUACUCUUUCACCUGGGAAAAUUCUCUACCGUGACGUCAGCUGCAUGUGUUCGGCAACAGGGAAUCUGGAGUGUGAUUGCCAAAAAACAAAGUCCUUCAGUUUUAAUACCACCGAUGACCACACAGAAGACCCCAUAUACAGCCAACCAGAAGAGGUGGAGUGGCACAGUCCAGAGGUUGUGGGGAAAUGGUGUGCCCUGGUGUACGACCACACCAUCUACCCAGGGAUCAUCCAAGAGGUGAAUGAGACCCACUGCCAGGUGAAAUGUAUGCAUAAAGUGGGGGAAAACCGUUUUUUCUGGCCGUUGAGGGAAGAUCUCCAUUGGUAUCCCUUGGAGGAUGUGCUGACCCUCAUUCCUCCCCCAGAGAACGUUACCGCACGCCACAUGGCCAUCGCAAGAGAGUUAUGGGAUGCUCUGGCCAGCCGCGGAAAUUAAAUCAACAUUAUAACACUAGCUUUUUAAAAUAUUGAUCAGUUUAUGACUAUUUUUGAUAUGCUCAUUCAUUUUAAUGCCAGGUUGUCGGCAUACUGUAAUAUAACAAUUUUUUUAUGUUUGUCCAUUGAAUAUUUGAUCAGAUCCAGUUUGUGGUCUUGUUGACAUGUUUAUUUUUUUGAUCAUUCCUACUCAUCCUGUUGAUCCUUCAUCGAAACGAUAUAUAAAAUAUUAUUAAACAACAUUCCUGUGGUCCUGAGUAUUUAUUUGUCACAUUUAUGUCAUGAUCUACAAUCAAAAGUAAUGUAUCCAUUCAACCGUUACUUUGCGCAACCCUGUUACUCUAAUUUCAACCCUGUUACAAUAUCAUUUUUAUUAAAAUAAUCUUAAAUA